ACCCCGUGGCGUGGGGAGGAAAAUGGGCGGAGAUUGGGCGGUCCCUUACGCGCUUCAUGACGUCUUCAUGAUGGUCAAGAGCUUGGCUAGGCGCUGAUGGCCACAGAUAAGUAAAGAGCGAUCUGCAAAGAGAACGAGACCAGACGGAACCGAAGCAGUAUAAGAAGCUCCCUUUCUGUGUUAAUUGUGGACAGUGCCAUAGCAGGACAUUUCUAACUUGAGGACAGUGAAGCUACCGAACUAAACGCGACAGAUUGUCCACGGUGCGCUUGCGUUUCUUGGGGAGUCAGGAUUUUUUUCAUUGCCGCUUUUUGUGGGUCAUGACAAGAUCUGGUUGAUCGUUUGGUUUCCGAAGUUCCAGCGGUCUCGCUACAGGUGGAGGAUUUUCCUUUCUUGAAAAAAUAUAGAAAAGAAAAGCCGUAUCGAGCGCUCAGAACCGAUGACGGCCGAGGUCCAGCAACCUUCCGUGCAGCCGCCUGCCCAAAGCAGCCCGAUGUCCGCACCCGAGAAAGCGCACGCUCAAUCGGCGGCCAUGGACGCGGCCUCCUCCACCACCAAAGCCAAAAAGACAAAUGCCGGCAUCCGGCGUCCUGAGAAGCCGCCGUACUCGUACAUCGCGCUCAUCGUCAUGGCCAUCCAGAGCUCUCCGACGAAGCGUCUUACGCUCAGUGAGAUCUACCAGUUCCUCCAGAGCCGCUUCCCGUUCUUCCGCGGCUCUUACCAGGGCUGGAAAAACUCCGUGCGUCACAACUUGUCCUUAAACGAGUGCUUCAUUAAGCUGCCCAAGGGGCUCGGGCGACCAGGGAAGGGUCACUACUGGACCAUCGACCCUGCGAGCGAGUUCAUGUUCGAGGAGGGCUCUUUUCGGCGCAGACCACGCGGAUUCCGGCGCAAAUGUCAGGCGCUCAAGCCGUCCAUGUACAGCAUGAUGAACGGCCUAGGGUUCAACCACUUACCCGAGUCCUACAACUUCCAGGGCAGCGGCGGAGGCCUGUCUUGCCCGCCAAAUAGUUUAUCUUUAGAGAGCGGGAUUGGGAUGAUGAAUGGACAUUUGGCAGGCAACAUGGAGGGAAUGGGCCUGGCGGGACACUCCAUGUCUCAUCUGUCGGCCAACAGUGGACAUUCCUACAUGGGGAACUGUACGGGAUCCACGGGGAGCGAGUAUCCCCAUCACGACAACUCAGCCUCGCCCCUGCUGUCCGGCGGCGGAGUCAUGGAGCCGCAUCCCGUUUACUCGAGCACGACCUCGGCGUGGGCGCCCGCGCCGUCAGCUUCCCUUAAUAACGGAGCGUCUUACAUUAAACAGCAGCCUCUGUCUCCGUGCAACCCAGGUGCAAAUCCUUUACAGCCGAGCUUACCCACACACUCUUUGGACCAGUCAUAUCUGCACCAGAAUGGGCACAGCACGACCGACCUACAAGGUAUUCCCAGGUACCAUUCCCAAUCUCCCAGCAUGUGCGACCGGAAGGAGUUUGUGUUCUCUUUCAACGCCAUGACAUCUUCAACUAUGCAUUCACCUGGAAGCGGCUCUUAUUAUCAUCACCAACAAGUCGCCUAUCAGGACAUCAAGCCUUGCGUGAUGUGACAACACUGGUAAUGAAUUAAAGACUGAUUUAACACUGAUGAAGGAGCCACUGAGCCUCUACGGUGGGAAACAACAACAACAACAACAACAACAAAAACAACAACAACA
Messenger RNA from Ictalurus furcatus (blue catfish), 1693 nucleotides. It is a transcript of the gene foxf1, whose product is annotated as forkhead box F1. Lineage: Eukaryota; Metazoa; Chordata; Actinopteri; Siluriformes; Ictaluridae. Gene Ontology annotation, biological process: regulation of transcription by RNA polymerase II; animal organ morphogenesis. Gene Ontology annotation, cellular component: nucleus. The coding region runs from base 440 to 1585 and encodes 381 amino acids. Gene Ontology annotation, molecular function: RNA polymerase II cis-regulatory region sequence-specific DNA binding; DNA-binding transcription factor activity, RNA polymerase II-specific. The transcript has 2 exons. The record is from RefSeq and is a predicted model, not a curated record.